UCACAGCACAACCACCACCGUCGUUGCAACUUCUUCUACUACUACAACCGGAUCUUUCAACAUAAGGACUCCCUUGAUAAUCAGAGUGAGUCUUGAGGGACACCUCCGACUAUAGUCAAGAUGGCUUCCGACGAGAUAAUAUGGAACAUCAUCAACCAGCAGUUCUGCUCGUUCAAGUUAUCGACAACUAAAAACCAGAACUUUUGUCGAAAUGAGUACAACAUAACGGGCUUUUGCAAUAGGCAAUCAUGCCCUCUAGCCAACUCUCGUUAUGCCACAGUGCGGUCGCACCCAACCAAAGACACGCUCUAUCUCUACAUCAAGACCAUAGAAAGGGCACAUAUGCCGAGUAAAUUAUGGGAGCGUAUCAAGCUCUCAAACAACUACGCCAAGGCUCUUGAGCAAAUCGAUGAGAAAUUGCAGUUCUUUCCAAAGUUCCAGAGGCACAAGGCCAAGCAGCGUCUUACCCGACUCACACAAGUGCAGAUCCGGAUGCGGAGGAUAGCAGCCGAAGACGAACGACUCGGCGAGAAGCUCGUCCCGAAGCUAGCGCCCAAGGUCAGACACCGAGAGGCGGCUCGUGAGCGCAAGGCCGAGAGGGCAGCCAAGAUCGAGCGGACGAUCGAGCGCGAGCUCAUCGAGCGUUUGCGCCAGGGUGCAUACGGUGAUCAGCCACUUAACGUCAGCGAGGCCAUCUGGGGCAAGGUUCUCAAGGCUAUGGAGCGUGACGGCGAUGGAGUUCGCGACAAGGACAGGGACAAGGGCAUUGAGGUCGAUGAGGACGGAAACCCAAUUGAUGAAGAGGAAUAUGAUUCGGAGGAAGAGGAGGAGGAAGAGGAGUUGGAUGGCAACGUCGAAUAUGUCAGCGACAUUGAAGAGAGUGAGGAUGAGCUCGGUGAUAUUGAGGACUGGCUUGGCAGUGACGACGGCUCCGAGGAAGAGGAGGACGACGACGAUGAGGACAGUGACGACGAGGAGACCACCAAGUCGAAGAACAAAUCCGGCGACAAACGCAAGCGUGGAAGGGUUGUGCGCAUGGCAAAGAGAAAGAAGGUUGAGCUCGAGAAGGAGACGGAGGGACAAAGCAAAGAAAAGUUGCUCGCUUUCUAGAUCAGGCCAGUCAGUGUCGGGGGGGAAAUUGAGUGGCAUGAGGGAAUUCAGCAUCGGGAUUCUGGGUUGUGUUGGUACAAACAAUUGCAGUGUAUUGCUAAUAAGGGAACAUUACUGUCGUCAAUGCUAAAGAUACCCAGGA
Molecule: messenger RNA, 1252 nt
Organism: Pyricularia grisea
Lineage: Eukaryota; Fungi; Ascomycota; Sordariomycetes; Magnaporthales; Pyriculariaceae
Exons: 3
Coding region: 121-1110 (329 amino acids)
Biological process (GO): maturation of 5.8S rRNA; maturation of LSU-rRNA
Cellular component (GO): preribosome, large subunit precursor; nucleolus
Source: RefSeq, a predicted model, not a curated record